Molecule: messenger RNA, 1680 nt
Organism: Verruconis gallopava
Lineage: Eukaryota; Fungi; Ascomycota; Dothideomycetes; Venturiales; Sympoventuriaceae
Exons: 2
Coding region: 162-1436 (424 amino acids)
Source: RefSeq, a predicted model, not a curated record
ACUCCGGAAAGUCCGGGGAACCAUUGGACCACUGGACGUUGAAUCGUCAGACUCGGUAUAAAACUCGUUUAACUCGUGCUUAAGCGGGUAACCUGUGAUUCUGGAAAGAGGACAGCCAACGCUGGUCAUUCUCGGCAAUUCGACUACGUUGUUCACAUACAAUGACGGGUCUUGAAGUCGCCACCAAAGUUUCAACUAAGCCAACUGGCGAGUUUCGAUCAUGUCUUCCCGAUCUCAACCAGCCUAGGUUCAUAGCUGCUCGACAAAAUGAUGCAUAUGCGCACGCGAACGAUCUUCUCGUUCACCAGAACCCACCUUGGUUGUUCAACUUGUACACGCAUUGGAGGGAUCUGUUGCAGGAGCCGUAUAAGGGCGUGACGAACGACGGACGUGUAAGGGAUGGUUUGUUCACCUUGCAGGAUGAGGAGGUCCCAAUCGAGCGGAUUGUGCGAGCGGUGAAAGAUUUGAAGACCUUGCUAAGUCGAGAGCAAGUUGAAAAGAUAUCAUUCCACAUCGACUCGCACGAAUGGCGAACAUGGUCCAAUCCCGAGUUUUAUCUCAGCCAGAAAGGACUUCGAAUGGACGAGGUCGACGUUCACAUUCGAGACGCGAUUCUUGCCAUCCUGAAAGCCACGCUCUCGCCAGAAGGAUAUCACAAGGCUGUCUCUGCCAUGCGAAUCAAUCAUUUCCUGGGAGAGCUGGUGCAGGCCCGCAAGAUUAUGAAUGAAUAUUCAUACAAUUUUGUACUCUUUGGUCGCCCUUCGACCACACGGCCUUGGGGCUACCAGUUCUACGGUCACCACUUAUGUUUGAAUAUCUUUUUCUACCAACGCCAGAUAGUCAUCUCGCCUUGGUUUACUGGCGCCGAACCAAACGAGAUCGACGACGGUCCGUAUGCGGGGACCACGAUUCUGCGAAACGAAGAAGCCUUCGGGCUGCAGCUCAUGCAAUCCUUGUCGCCCGAGCUUCAGCAAAAGGCUCAGAUAUACAAACUGAUGCACGAUCCUGCCAUGCCACCGGGAAGGUGGAACAGGGACGACCAGCGUCACCUGUGUGGCGCGUAUCGUGACAACAGAGUCGUGCCCUAUGAAGGCAUCACCAUGGCUGACAUGACAGCCGAGCAGAAGAAACUGGUCGAAAAUAUCCUCAACGAGUACCUGCUGUAUCUGCCGAACAAGGCCAGGGAAUUGCGCCUGAGGCAUAUUCUGUCUUUCGAGAGCGAGACCUACUUCUCGUGGAUCGGGGGCUACGGCGAUAGCGAUCCGUUCUACUACCGGAUCCAAAACCCAGUGAUUGUCGUCGAGUUCGACCAUCACUCGGGUGUUUUCCUGAACAACACGGAGCCGAAAAAGUUUCACAUUCAUACCUGCUUGCGGACGCCGAAUGCGGGCGACUACGGGAUGGCGCUUCGGCCGUUGAUCCCAUCUGUAGAGUAGACCAAAAUCUACCCCCUUUUCAUGUUGGCGCGUUGUGUUUGGGUAUUCUCGGCGUUGAAUCUCCAGCUGUAUGCCGCGAGCACAUUUCGAAAACCGUACUUUACUGCCGACGGAACAUCCGCUAGUGGACAGGUUGUUCGAGUCUUUGUUACUAUUAUUAAAAGGAAUAUUUGAGUUUGGACAUAGCCAGUAAUAUUGUAGGAGCCACGCAGAAGUUUGAUAGCAUACACGCAUUUGAGCCCGG